This is a messenger RNA of Acanthoscelides obtectus, 774 nucleotides long. Lineage: Eukaryota; Metazoa; Arthropoda; Insecta; Coleoptera; Chrysomelidae. The record is from the annotation of a GenBank genome assembly.
AUGGAGGACGCUGAGAGGGAAGGAAGGCAGCAAACGUCCGUACCGGAGGAAAACAUUACUGCUAUGCCGUCAACUCCUGAAGAAUGGUUAUUAGUUUCAGAACAAUAUCAAGAGUUGUGGAACUUUCCAAAUUGCUUCGGCGCCAUGUAUGGAAAGCAUGUAGCACUACAAACGCCAAUAAACAGCGGCAGCGAAUACUAUAACUAUAAAUCACACUGUAGUAUUGUAUUAUUCGCUUUAGUUGACGCAAAUUACAAUUUUAUAUUUGCUGAUGCAGGCUGUCAGGGUCGAAUUUCUGAUGGAGGCGUGUUUAAACACAGUACACUAUAUAAAAGAUUACAGAGCAAUGACUUGCAGAUUCCUACAGCAAGAAGUCUACCAGGAAGGAAUCAGGAGGUGGAGUAUAAUUAUAUGAAUUAUUGCGCGAAAAAAAGAAGCGUGUGUGGACAAGAAAAUGGAUUGCAAGAAGAACAGAAUUUGGUGCUAGUAGCACACUUUUUAGAGUGGGAAGAUCCUAAUGAAUUCAGAGCACUUUUGGAAAUGGAUGUUGAGCCUUUCAAUGCAUUAUUGGAAAGUCUCACUCCAAUGAUACAAAAAGAAAAUACUGUCAUGAGGCAAGCUAUACCUGCAAGUAUUAAACUACAGGUACCACAGAACUAUCAAGAAUGGCAAAAGAUAGAAGCAGGCUUCAGAACUAGAUGGAAUUUUCCUGGUUGCUAUGGUGCUAUAGAUGGGAAACGUAUUGAUUCAAGCUCCUCCGAACUGUGGAAGUGA